UCUUCACUCAGCUUUUGCACCAACUGGGCUUUUGAAGCGCAUCUCGGAUGGCUAAUCGGUGUUGGAUAUUUUAUUUAACGGAUUAACAGAUCUCUGCUUUCUUUAAAUUCAUUUUUUCCAACUGUGCUAAUUGCUCAUUCAGCUGUUGGCGCAGAUGGUUAAUACCCAUUCUGUGCAGCUUGAAAAGUUUGAGGUGGGCUGGCUGCAGUGAUGUCCAGAUCAACAAAAUCAGCCUCAAGGUCUCGGAGCCGCUCAAGGUCCCGGUCAAGAUCCCGCUCCACCUCGCGAUCCAGAAGUCGCUCCAGGUCCCGGUCCAGGAGGCGUCGUUACAGCUCUAGGUCUCGGUCACGGUCAAGAUCUCAUUCUCCGUCUUAUAACCGGGAGAAGAAAUAUCCGAGAGGAUACCACAACAACCGAGAGUUUCGGGGCUACCACCGCGGCUUCCGGAGACCAUACAACUUCAGGGGCCGAGGUCGGGGCUACUUCCCACGUGGACGGUACCAGCGUGGUGGUGGGGGUGGCGGCGGCGGCGGCGGCGGCUAUAACAAUAACAACUUCCGCCCCAACUGGAAGAAUUACAAGCAGUACCCUCAAAAGCAGCAACAACAACAACAGCAGCAGCAGCAGCAACAGCAGCAUCAAAACCAUCCGCGUGGACGAUCGCACAACCUCCAGAAACGCUCAGGGAGCCCCCCUCAAAGUCACACUCAGCACUCUGACCGAUCCUCCUCGCCAUUAUCUAGACACUCUCAGCAUUCUUCCUCCUCCUCGCACUCGUCCUCUCCCAAAUGCAGGCCGUCCUUGCUGCUGGCUAAUCAGAACUCUAAAGAUGUGACAGAGGAGCACUCGGCCUCAAAGGAGGUCCAAAAGGGAGGAGGGGGAGAUGGGGAUCCAGUAGAGCCUGUCGGGGUGUCGGCAGAAGAUGCCAAAGACGGCACAGGCAGUGGGAAAACUGAGGGGAACUGGCAGGCCCUGACAGACUGCAACAGCAGUCCAAAGAGAACCAGUCCUCUGGUAAACUCUGGUCAGAGCAGCCAAACUACUAAACAGUCUGGUUCCUCCCCUAAAAGCACAAAUGACAUCGGCAAUGGCGCCCCCUCCUGGCAGAUGGUGUGUAGUUCAUCCUCCAUGAAAAAACCCUCACGUGAAGGUCUAAACCCAAUGCUUUCCAGCUUUGACUUCUUCUCCAAUGAGGAAUACCUGGAUGGAGAUAAAACAGCAAUCUCUAUUGCCUUCAGAAAGUUUCUCGAGGAGCAAAAUAAAAAAGCUACAUCUGCUUGGGAAAAUGGCAAGAACACAGAGGCAAAUGAUGUGAAUAUGGAACAGGGGAAAGUAAAUGGCAAAGCAUCAGCAGCUAACGCUGAUUCAGUGUCGAGGAAGUACAAAGACGACGCUGACAGUGAAGUGUCUCUGAACAGCUUUUUGAAAGCUUCUCCUUUUCUGGAAGAGGAAGAGGAGGAGGUGAUCAUCAAGCCUCAUUCAAAGCCAUGUCACAAAGACUGGCACAAUGGGGAUGACUCCUCUAAGCCAAAGAGCAAGGUCACUCACUCAGCCCGUGAACUGUUCGAAGAGUGUUUUGGCAAAUGGCAGAAUGCGGCCCAUUCACAGAUAGCUAACAGUGACCUCGACGCCAUGGCAGAGGAGAUAUAUCUCAGUCGGAAGCACGAUAAAGCAGCAGCCAUUGCCGCCGCCCUCGCCAAGAGGGAGUUAACAGGAAAAUUUGAGGAACUCUCCCCAGACACGAGUUGUAAAGCCAGGAAGAUGGCAAAAUCUCCCUCUAUCCCAUCUCCCACACCACCACCAAGGAGGAACUCUGACAGAGAGAUGUUUAUGGUCAGGGGAGAGGACUCACCUCUCAUGUCCACAAGAAAACAGGAAGCUAAAUUUAAUGUCAGAAUGGAUUUCCUUGGAGAUAGCUUGAUGAGCUCUUCUGAUAUUUUAGCUGAGGAGCGACAGUUGUCUCAGGAUCUUGUGCAGUCCUCAAAAAAGGAUCAGCAGUUUCGCUCCAUCUUUCAACAUGUUCAACAGGCUGCUCAGUUACCCAGGAGUCCCUCUGAGCUGUUUGCUCAACAUAUUGUCACCAUCGUUCACCACAUUAAAGCUCAGCACUUUCCAUCUUCUGGCAUGACUCUUAACGAGCGAUUCACCAUGUACCAAAGACGCGCUGCAGAGAAGGAAAUGAUGAAGCCAAGAAAAAGCCCAGAGAUACACAGAAGAAUUGAUGUGUCAACGAGUGCUUUUAAGAAACACUCUCAACUUUUUGAGGCGAUGAAAAGCUCAGAGGAUGGCACUUACAAGGACGGCGGGGAAAAAAUAAAGGGUGACCCAAUGGACCUUCGUUUGGAUAUUGAGCGCCGUAAAAAAUAUUCCACCCAUGAAAGAGAUUAUAAUCAGGAUCGGGGAAGAGAUACAGGGGAUUCCCCAGAUUCUAGUAGAGAGAGGUCUGCAGAAAAAUCCUCCAAAAGCCACAAGAAAUCAAAGAAAAAUAAGAAGAAGCGCUCUCGCUCAAGUUCGUCCUCGUCUUCCUCAUCCUCCAAGUCCCAACAAGAAGGAGAUUUGCCCCAGGACAAGUCUGAUUCCAAAGAUGAAGGCUUUGAUAGGGCAAGACUGGGUCAGAAGGAGUUACCAGGGCCUGAAAGAGGAAGGCCACGUGGAGGAUUUCAAGUACGAAUUCGUGGGAGGGGCUGGAACAGAGGCAACUAUCAGGGAAACAGUUCACUUAGUAACCCCAUGAACAUGGCAGGACAUCCAAAAAGUGAAGACUGGGACCCAGAGUACACUCCCAAGAGUAAACAAUACUACUUGCACGACGACAGAGACGGGGAGGCAGAGUGCAAGUGGAUGGACAAUCGAGGGCGAGGGCGGGGAAGCUUCUCGCGUGGAAGGGCACGAUUCAUCAUCCGCAAAGCCACCGGGGCCUCUAACACCAAUAGCACCCGAUGGGCCCAUGACAAGUUCCAGGUCAAUGGGGAGCAAGGUGGUGCACAGGCAGAGGAGGCAGAACAGGACCAUAAAGUGGGAGAAACUUGAGCGUUGAAGCAGUCUGCUGAAAAUCUUAAUUGUUUUCUGUGUUGUUAUGGGAACUGACUCAGUAAUUUUUAUCCAUCACAAUGGAUCAAUAAAUGCAGAUUAAAAUGUUUUAUGAGUCUAUUGCUAGGAAAACUUUUAAGCUUUAAUUUCACUUUGACUGGACACAACCAGUUACUACAUCAGGAUACAGCUUGUUACUAGUAGAAGCACUGUUUAAGGGUGAAAUGCUGUGUCUCAUGACAACUCACGAGUUUGUGUUACAUGUUUCUUUGCUUUUUAUAGUGAAUUCUUCUGUUCAGCAUUUUAGUAAUAUUUACACUUUUCUCACUUGGAUUAAUUAAUAAUUAAUACUGAAUUGCUCUUGUAUUUUGAAGUAGCAAGACAAAAUUACAUUGUAGAUCAAAUCAGCUUGUGCCUUAUACUUGUGAAAAUGAAGAAAUGUUUUCUGAAUAGCCUACGAGGUGAAUUAUGGUACUGCUAUAUGCAUUGAAAUCUACCUUAAUUCCCUAACUGUGUCUUGCCUGGAGUAAAAUGACAGCAAUAAAUACACUGUAGUUCAUGUUGACAUAAAAAACACAUCACUGUUUAGCCAAUUCAGCACUCUACAAAUGACCCUGAUCUGACAAUGGGACCAAACUGUACAGGGUCAAAGGUUACUUUCUGUAGUCUGUCAUUGUACAACAGAUCUAUAACAAUAUCUGGCAGCGUAGGAGAAUGUUAUCAGGCUAACUACCUGAACAUUUAACAUGUUCAUGGAACAUUUUACUAUCACAGAUUUCUACUCUUCACAGUAGCUCUUUGCUUGAUCUUGGAUACCACUAAUCAAUGUAUAAUACUGAUAGUGAUUUUAUUUUUUUUUCCUCCAGAGACAUUCGUUGUAGUUUUUGUACCUGUUAGGCAGGAUUAUGACUUUAUAAUGUAAAAGGAGAAUGUGUUCUUAUUACAAUAGAUGUUUAUGUGAUUUUUGUUUGCAGAUUGCAAGCUUUUCUCCAGCCAAUGAUGUUUAGCCAGUUCAUGUAAAUUGUGUGCAACCGUGUCAACAUUUAACAGGUUCAAAACGAGCAGUUGUUUAGUGUAUAGUCUGUAACAGAAGUACAGGGCAGUUUAUAUGACAAGGAUUAUGUCUAAUCCUACAAUAAGAAUGUUCUCUCAGUGCCUGUGUUUUUUGUUGAAGUUUAGGAUUAAAUUUAUUUCUGUUUGGCUAACUGUCAAUACAUCUGAAUUACACAAUAUGUGCCUUGCUGUGGGUGCACUGGUCUUAUUUGUACAACACAGGCCUACAGACUGAGAUUCAUGUUUAACUGUUUAAAGAUUACCUGCUUAGGAAAUAAUGCUUUUUUUUAAAAAGUAGGUGUUGUUACUGGUUUUUUUUCUUAGAGAUUGUAAAUUAAAGAGACACUGAUUUCUUUGA
Messenger RNA from Seriola dumerili (greater amberjack), 4441 nucleotides. It is a transcript of the gene thrap3a, whose product is annotated as thyroid hormone receptor-associated protein 3-like. The transcript has 11 exons. Gene Ontology annotation, molecular function: transcription coregulator activity; DNA binding; mRNA binding. The record is from RefSeq and is a predicted model, not a curated record. NCBI's taxonomy places the organism in Eukaryota, Metazoa, Chordata, Actinopteri, Carangiformes, Carangidae. Gene Ontology annotation, biological process: mRNA processing; positive regulation of transcription by RNA polymerase II. Gene Ontology annotation, cellular component: exon-exon junction complex; mediator complex. Bases 211 to 3030 code for a protein of 939 amino acids.